GCCGGUGGAGCCUAAGUAGGGUGGGAGCGCGAAGAUGGCAGCUGCUGAGGAAGAGCCAAAGCCCAAAAAACUGAAGGUGGAGGCGCCGCGAGCGCUGAGGAUGAUGCCAGGUAACAUGUCUUUAGCCAAGGAAAUAGAUUCUGAGAAGUUAAGAGUCCCUAAAUAUGAAAAUAUUCUCUUCGGAAUGGGAAAUCCUCUUCUUGAUAUUUCUGCUGUAGUGGACAAAAAUUUCCUUGAUAAGUAUUCUCUGAAGCCAAAUGACCAAAUUUUGGCUGAAGACAAGCACAAGGAACUGUUUGAUGAACUUGUAAAAAAAUUCAAAGUCGAGUAUCAUGCUGGCGGCUCUACCCAAAAUUCAAUUAAAGUGGCUCAGUGGAUGAUUCAACAGCCACACAAAGCAGCUACAUUUUUUGGAUGCAUUGGGAUAGAUAAAUUUGGGGAGAUUCUGAAGAGAAAAGCUGCCGAAGCCCAUGUGGAUGCUCAUUACUAUGAGCAGAAUGAGCAGCCAACAGGCACUUGUGCUGCAUGCAUCACUGGUGACAACAGGUCCCUUAUAGCUAAUCUUGCUGCUGCCAAUUGUUAUAAAAAGGAAAAACAUCUUGACCUGGAGAAAAACUGGAUGUUGGUAGAAAAAGCAAGAGUUUGUUAUAUAGCCGGCUUUUUUCUUACCGUAUCACCGGAGUCAGUAUUAAAAGUGGCUCAACAUGCUUCUGAAAACAACAGGAUUUUCACUUUAAAUCUGUCUGCACCAUUCAUUAGCCAGUUCUAUAAGGAAUCAUUGAUGAAAGUUAUGCCGUAUGUUGACAUCCUUUUCGGAAAUGAGACGGAAGCUGCCACUUUUGCUAGAGAGCAAGGCUUUGAGACUAAGGACAUUAAAGAGAUAGCCAAGAAGACACAAGCUCUGCCAAAGGUGAACUCAAAGAGGCAGCGAAUUGUGAUCUUCACCCAAGGGAGAGAGGACACUAUCAUGGCUACAGAAGGUGAAGUCACUGCUUUUGCUGUCUUGGAUCAAGACCAGAAAGAAAUCAUUGACACCAACGGAGCUGGAGAUGCAUUUGUUGGAGGUUUUCUGUCUCAGCUGGUCUCUGAUAAGCCUCUGACUGAAUGCAUCCGUGCUGGCCACUAUGCAGCAAGCGUCAUAAUCAGGCGGACUGGCUGCACCUUUCCUGAGAAGCCAGAUUUUCACUAAUGGAAGAGCAAAAAGCCUAAGCCCCCCCGGAGUACGACACUGCCCUCAUUGCUUCCUGAGAAUUCCCACAUUAAUAAAGGAGAAAAUUAUCUGCCAUAUUUCCUACUAUAAUAAUGUUCACUCUUAAUUUAGAGGGUACAGUAAUGCUCAUAGAAUCUUUAGUCUCUCAGUAACCUACAAAAUGAUGUUAAUUCCCAUAGAUGCUAGUGCCUCCUAAAUGUCAAUUAGACAGGAAUAUAACAUUUCAAUACAAAUUUUCAUUUCAUUUUCAAUUACUUUGUAAAUUCAUGUAUGGUAUUUAGUAAAUUGAUCUUUUUUUUACAUUUCUGCUUUGAAUGCAGAUGCAAUUUAAUAUGAUAGAUUUUUUAAGGGAAUUAAUCCUCACACAUCAGUCUUUAGCUUUUUAUAUAAAUAUAUUUAAUUUAGGAGUAUGUGUGAAUACACACAGGUACAUACAUACAUAAAUGUACCUCAAAUAAAUAUAUGAUAAAUGUUCAAAUAAGGUACAGAAAUACUUCUAUUGCCAAGAUAUUCCAAAUAAUCUCUUCAAUGUAUACUCAAAUAUGUAAUAAACUUUGGAUAAUUAAAUAAUCUGCCAAAUUUUAAAUUAUAAUAUUCAAAUCCUAAUCUUAUUGUACUCUGUAAUUUGAUACAAAUAAAAACUUGUCAUAGAGGAA
Lepus europaeus (European hare) is the source of this 1866-nucleotide messenger RNA. RefSeq names its product adenosine kinase (gene ADK). The record is from RefSeq and is a predicted model, not a curated record. Gene Ontology annotation, biological process: purine ribonucleoside salvage. Bases 35 to 1189 code for a protein of 384 amino acids. The transcript has 12 exons. Gene Ontology annotation, cellular component: nucleus; cytosol. Gene Ontology annotation, molecular function: adenosine kinase activity. Lineage: Eukaryota; Metazoa; Chordata; Mammalia; Lagomorpha; Leporidae.